This is a messenger RNA of Bathycoccus prasinos, 732 nucleotides long. RefSeq lists its product with no specific name. The record is from RefSeq and is a predicted model, not a curated record. The transcript has a single exon. The coding region runs from base 1 to 732 and encodes 243 amino acids. NCBI's taxonomy places the organism in Eukaryota, Viridiplantae, Chlorophyta, Mamiellophyceae, Mamiellales, Bathycoccaceae.
AUGCCGUCCCAAGCGGCGGAGAGGAACAAAAAGCGUAGGAUGGAAAAGAAGAGCAGGAAUCUCAACGCGGCGGGGAAAGAAACGGCGACGACGACGACGAGUGUUAGUGUUGGUGGUGGAGUCAGCAGCAGCAGCGGGGAAAAAGAAGAAACCGAGGACAUCGAGUUCGUGGAGAGAACAGGAGCGUACGGAAGCUACGGCGCGAACAACGAUAGAUUCUCGAUCGAAGACGACGAGUGGGCGACCAGUCAGAGAGCCUGGAACGCGCUCGCGAAACACUUGGAAAAGUUCAAAGGGAAGAAAAUCUGGGCGCCGUUCUAUUACGACGGGAAAGUCAAGACAAGGUUGAAACAGGCUGGGUUUCGAGGCAAAGUCACGCACGAGAAGCGAGACUUCUUCAAACUCAUGAACGACGCGAAAUUUCUCGCCAACGUGGACGCGAUCAUCGACAACCCUCCGUACACAGGAAAAGGAAUGAAAGAGAAAAUCUUAACGAAGUUAAUCGCGAAAGAUGUCCCGUUUUGUUUGCUCUUCCCGUUGGGCGUGUUGCACUCGAAGUUCUUGCGAGACUUGACCGCGGCGAAAGCGCGGAGGAAAAAAGUGCAAGCCAUCGUCCCGAGAAGAGUGUUCGUGCAUAAAGAAUUCGGCGAGGAAUUGCCGUUUAAGUAUUUAGUCUGGUUGUGUUACGGGUUAGAGUUGGAGAGGGAUUUAGUUUUGAUGGAUGAAGAGUAG